Molecule: messenger RNA, 291 nt
Organism: Pelobates cultripes (western spadefoot toad)
Lineage: Eukaryota; Metazoa; Chordata; Amphibia; Anura; Pelobatidae
Source: the annotation of a GenBank genome assembly
AUGGUGGACCUGUCAGCAGCGACACAGCCCAGAAGGCGAGCAUUCAACCCAGUCAUGACAGACCUACGGAACCUUGGCAUCAAACACCAGUGGGGGUACCCAACAAAACUGCUGAUCACCAAAGGCGAAGAAACCGUCACCGUCCAUACCCCAGAAGAAGGGACAACUCUACUGAACGAAUGGGGCCUGAGGACCAAGCGACCUUCGAGUGCUGCUCCAUCCCCGCACCGCUCCACUCCUCCUGGCACAGCACAGGCUCAUGGACUGCGUCGAAAUGCGGCUCCCACCUAA